CUGGAAAAAAACCAUUCCUGUUCAGACAUGAACCAGGCUAACGCAGCGGCACUUCAAAUUCCAGAUUCCAAGAUUCAAAUUCCAGAAGCCCGGCUCCAGAGAAAUCAUGGGGAACUGUCUAAGAAAAUUGAGUUUUCGCCGUCGUUUUGAGGAACAUGCGGAUAAGUUUGCUGCGAGGGAGAGGGAAGCGCCUUCUCAAAGAAACAACAUUCCAGAUGAGCAAGAAAAUUUUGUUGCUGGAGAAUCAAUCGACCAAGAUCAUUCCAUUCAAAGUCCAGAGGAAGAUAUGGCAAGACCAGGACCAUCCUGGGCAUCGGAUAAUCUACCCUGGGCACCGGAUAAUCUAUCCUCGGCGAUGCCAAAGGAUCAAGAAUCUGAGGAUACAGAAGAAUCCAGUGAGACAGAAGAGGAAGCAACUUCCAGGGGUUUGUCAAAAUCACAACAGUCUAGGCCACCUGAUUAUCUCCGUUGCGUUUAUUUAAAUGCUGAAGAAUCGAGCGAUGAUGACGAUAUAAUUCUUACUCCACCAGAAGAAGUGGCAACACCAGGACCUUCCUGGGCACCGGAUAAUCUACCCUGGGCGAUGUCCAAUGCUGGAGAAUCAAUCGACCAAGAUCAUUCCAUUCAAAGUCCAGAGGAAGAUAUGGCAAGACCAGGACCAUCCUGGGCAUCGGAUAAUCUACCCUGGGCACCGGAUAAUCUAUCCUCGGCGAUGCCAAAUAGAGAAUCAAGCGAUGAUUCGGAUUCGGAGGAAGAUGCUAUUGCAACUCCGAGUCCGACUCCGACUCCUCCAAGGCAACGUGUUAGUCCUCGCUCAUUGGUUUCAAGGUCCGUGGAGCGUCUUGGACGGGGUGACUGGAAUUUCCCUAUUCAAAGACACAUCCAGUUAUCCAAUCGAGGACAUUUUAGGGAACCGGACAUAGAGCCAGAUGACGAGAAUGCAGAAAUAUACAAAAACUACCUCACUAUGAGGUACAGAACACUCGCCAAUGUACAUGUGGAAGGUCGAACCGAAGGACCCAUCCUCCCCUGGUCACAGCUGCUGAAGCCCAAACCGAAGCCAAAACCGAAGCAUGUCACCAAAGAAGCGUCGCCGGUUGAGACGAAGCGUAAGAAAAAACAAGGCAAGAAAAAGGCCAAAAGAUUGCGAAAAGAUCCAACGAACGAAGAGUUAAAAAAACAAGAAAAGAAGAAAGCAAAGAAAAAGUGAAAAUCUGUUUCAUGUCUGUUAGCUCAUUAACGUUUCAUUUUCAAUUAGUAUAAUUUCAUUUCAACAAUUCUAAUAAUAAUGUUGUACCAUUUUACUUUCAGUUGCAUUGUAAUAAUUUUUAGUCUAGAAUAUGUAUAUAUUUUUAUUCUUGUUGUUUAUGACUAAAUUUUAUGUCUAUAAUUAAGUUUUAUAAUAUAACAAUGUUUCCUGUUUUUGCUGUAUUUGUAAACUGUAUAUACUGUAGAGAUGUAAACUGUUCACUUUAAUAAAAUUUUA
This is a messenger RNA of Homalodisca vitripennis (glassy-winged sharpshooter), 1486 nucleotides long. RefSeq lists its product as uncharacterized. Lineage: Eukaryota; Metazoa; Arthropoda; Insecta; Hemiptera; Cicadellidae. Bases 107 to 1210 code for a protein of 367 amino acids. The transcript is spliced from 12 exons. The record is from RefSeq and is a predicted model, not a curated record.